Andrographis paniculata is the source of this 1584-nucleotide messenger RNA. RefSeq names its product protein ALP1-like. The transcript has 3 exons. The record is from RefSeq and is a predicted model, not a curated record. NCBI's taxonomy places the organism in Eukaryota, Viridiplantae, Streptophyta, Magnoliopsida, Lamiales, Acanthaceae. The coding region runs from base 173 to 1342 and encodes 389 amino acids.
GGCAGAGAGCUUCGGUGAAAAAUAGGAGACCGCAGCAGAAGAAGAAGAAGAAGGAGCUGCAGCACCAGUGCACUGCGUCGUCUCUCUGAAUCUUCAAUCUCUCUUCCAUUGCAGGCACGCAAUCACUAUCGUCUUCUCUUUCUCAGGUGUAUUUUGAAAUUUUGAUUCAAUAAUGGGACCUAUCAGAGGUAAUAAAAAGAAAAGGAAAGUGGAUACAAAAAGUGAAGAGAACUCUUUAGUAUCAGGAUCUUCAGAGGAGGGCUCCUCUGACUGGUGGGAUGCUCUAUCAAAGACAAUUUCCGGCAACCCGUCGUCAUCUAAGCUCUUGGACAGGUUCAAAUCGACGUAUCGAGUGUCCCGGAAAACAUUCGACUACAUAUGUUUACUGGUGAAGGAUCACAUGAUGGCCAAGACACAUUUCACUUUCACAAAUGGCAAACCGAUGUCGCUGAAUGACCAAGUCGCGUUAGCGCUCACCCGUCUCGGGUCCGGGAAUUCGUUGAUCUCGAUCGGGGACUCGUUCGGAGCUCACCAUUCCACCGUCUCCCAAGUCACAUGGCGAUUCGUCGAAGCGAUCGAAGAAAACGGUCUUCGCCACCUCCAAUGGCCGUCCACCGACCCGGAAAUGGCCAAGAUCAAGCACAAGUUCGAGAAAAUCCGCGGCCUCCCGAACUGCUGCGGCGUGAUCGACACAACCCACAUCACAAUGCAGCUGACGUCGUCCGAUCCCGACGCCGACGCCUGGCUUGACUGCAAGGACAACCACAGCAUGAUCCUACAAGCCGUCGUCGGUCCCGAUCUCAAAUUCCGGAGCAUCGUCACCGGCUGGCCCGGGAAAAUGAACGACGCGUCAGUCCUCCAGAGCUCCAACUUCUUCAAGCAGUGCCAAAAGGGGGAGAAGCUGAACAGCAGCAAGACCUGUUUCCCUGACGACACGGCGACGGAGAUUCCCGAAUACAUCGUCGGGAAUUCGGGAUUCCCGUUGCUGCCGUGGCUAAUGACGCCGUACCAAAAGAAGGAUCUUUCGGAGACGGAAUCCGAUUUCAAUAAAAGGCUCCUCGCGACCCACGCUGUCGCGCGACGAGCGUUGGCGAUGCUGAAGGACGUUUGGAAGAUGAUCCAACGCGACAUGUGGAGACCCGACAAGCAUAAGCUGCCGCGGUUUAUCCUCGCCUGCUGUAUUCUUCAUAAUAUUGUGAUCGAUAUGGAAGACGAGCUUCUCGACGACGUGCCGAUAUCGCUGUACCACGAUCGGGGAUACCGGCAGGACGUGUGCGAUUCCGUCGACAAAAUCGGGUCGAUUUUGAGGGAUAAACUGUGUAUGUAUAUUUCUGGUAGGUAGCUUGAGGUUGUGUUGUGUUCUUAAUCUGGGAUGGGAUGAGGAUGAGGAUGAGGAUGAUGAUGAUGAUGAUCGUAGAACAAGUACUACAGGUUGGGGAUGGCUGUCUAGACUAAUGUUUUUUGUUUUUUUUUUUUUUUUUUUUUUUUAAAUUUUUGGGUUUAAGAUUUGGAUGUAAAUUCAUAGUUGAUUUGAUUUCAUGUUUGGACAGAAUGGUUUCUUAUUUCAAUUGACGUUGAGGUUGA